This is a messenger RNA of Acanthosepion pharaonis, 669 nucleotides long. Lineage: Eukaryota; Metazoa; Mollusca; Cephalopoda; Sepiida; Sepiidae. The record is from the annotation of a GenBank genome assembly.
AUGGCCCAACUGAAGUACACACCACCCAGGCAAUCAUCACCAACUAUCCACGUUCCACGACAGCUUCAGGACUGCGAGUUCAUUUUUGUCCGAAAUGACGCGCGCCCGUUAUUGUCCGGACACCGUUCCCGAACAAACGACCUCUGUCGUCUUACCAUCCACCGUUCGCAAAUAAAGACACGAUUUCCAUCGUCUACAACGGACCAUCUGCGUUUGUCAUCCUUCUUUGCUAUUGCCAACUCCUUGCCUUUGUGUCCCCUGUUGUACGGUCGAUUGACACUCACACCUCUUGGCCUGCUGCAGCAAGUUCAUCAAAAAUAUGGCCAUGUUUUUACUGAAGACACAGUCGGUGCCAAGGGAAAUGAAAUAACAGCUGAUGCUGGUUUAACAGAUAAAGAGAUCCAUGACCGUGAUAUGAAUUGGUUGUUAGAAUGUGAUGCUGUGAUUGCUGAAGUAACACAACCCUCUCUGGGUGUGGGUUAUGAAAUUGGGCGAUCUAUUGCUAUGGGAAAGAAAAUCCUAUGCCUUUAUCGAUCAGAACCAAAAGAUAUAAAAUAUUUAUCAGCAAUGAUAACAGGGGCCAAAGAUAACACACAGGUCUUUGUAGAAACGUACCAAUUGGAUAAAGUUGCUGACAUCUUGAAGAAUUUUUUCUCCCAGAUAAAUUAA